Messenger RNA from Rotaria sp. Silwood1, 414 nucleotides. The record is from the annotation of a GenBank genome assembly. NCBI's taxonomy places the organism in Eukaryota, Metazoa, Rotifera, Eurotatoria, Philodinida, Philodinidae.
AUGGAACAAUUAGGUGUAUCGUUAUUGAGUUAUUUUUCUUUAUUUAUUACAAAUUCUGUUGGUUCGGCUAAUGUUCAUGUUAAUCAUACAUUUGUUAUUGAUGAAUCAGAUCAUGUACGAAUUGAUCAUGAUUUCAGUAUUGGAUUUACUCAUGUACUUAAUGAUAAUGAUUAUCGUAAUCGAAGUAUUCUUUCUUAUCAUUAUUAUUAUUGUACAAUUUUAUCUAUUGUACCUGUACCAGGCAAUAGUACAAUACCACUAUUUGAUCGAGUACUUUGUGGUUUAGCAUUUUUAACUGAAUUCGAUGGAUGUAAUAAUUCACCAUCAUGUGAUGAACAAUUUGGUUUAGAUUUAGGUGCGGCUAAUGCAUUUUUACAACUAUGGGAAUUUUGGGGAGAUUUUUAUUAUGAUUAA